Molecule: messenger RNA, 7814 nt
Organism: Aedes albopictus (Asian tiger mosquito)
Lineage: Eukaryota; Metazoa; Arthropoda; Insecta; Diptera; Culicidae
Gene: sei
Product: potassium voltage-gated channel subfamily H member 6
Exons: 28
Coding region: 2207-6325 (1372 amino acids)
Biological process (GO): membrane repolarization during action potential; potassium ion transmembrane transport
Cellular component (GO): plasma membrane
Molecular function (GO): inward rectifier potassium channel activity
Source: RefSeq, a predicted model, not a curated record
CAUCGUCAUCAUCACCCGCCAUCAUCGACACCCGUCGUCGUCGUUCGUCGGUCGUCGUCGUUGGAGCGGGAGCCCUUUUCUGGCAUUGCGGAAAAGGCAAGGUGCGGCGGUCGGUGGUGUUGUUGCGCUAUGAUUGGGACCGGCGGUGGUGAUGUGGGGAGGUCGGGGGAGCCAACAAAAGGGCCUCCUCUCGGUAACUUCGCGCAACGAUGACGUGUUUUGGAUGGUGGAAGCCGCCGCAUUCGAAAGCUCUAGUUCGUCGGGUGGUCGGUUCGGUAGGUCCGUUCACUUCGGAUGGUUGGUCGGUCGCUCAGUUGAUGCAGAACAGUUGGCGAACGAAGCACACGAAGCGCGCCGGUCCGGUGUGGUAGUCUCCCUGUUCCGUUUCGACCGUUUGAAAUCCGAGUUAAUCCGAGAACCGCCAAGCAAUAACCAAAAGUUGAUUUGUUGUUUCUUGUUUUUUCUUUUACUUUUCCGCAACCCCCCGGGGAAAGUUUCUGGUUUCUUACCCCUUCUCGUAUGUUUGGUAUAGUCUAGGAUACGGUAAGACAGCCAGUCAGCCAAAAAGGGACCAAUUUGGGCUGCUCGGUCAUCGUCUGUCGCCUCGAAGCCUACUGCAAUCGAACGGAAGGCGUCGCAUGACGUGUAGUGCGUGCAACUUGUAUGUGCAAAUCGGAUCCGAUGUGUUGAAAAGUUCUGUUCAAGUGUUUUCGUCAGUGUAAUCGUCAGUGCCGUAGAGGAGAGUGUGGGAUACUUCCUGUCGAAAUUGAUAGGAGUUCGUCGGUUUCCGGUGGUUUCGCGUGCGGGCCGCGCAGGAAAUUGAAUUACUGCUAGUGGUUUCCAGACCCUGCUCCGGAAUCGGGGUUCGGGGUUAACUUCGCUCAGUUUUGACGGUUUCAGAAAGUUCUCAAGCGGAGUUCACACUGUUUGCGAACAGAAGGGAAUGCCUUCGCACAAAGAAGAAGAACCGUGAUCUAAGCAUGCGGCAAUAGCGUACGAAGAAAUCAGUGCGAAAGUAGUUCGGGUGAAUCAUAUGGUUGCUUGGAUGCGGCUGAUGAUGACGAUGACGCUGAUAAGUCGUGGAUAACUGCGAUUACAUAAAGAAGUACGAGGAGAAGACUAACAACAUAAUACAUAAGUCACGCCAAGUGCAUGGAGACCAACAGAGCCGAGCUGGUCUGACUCCGCAAAAUUUUUGCGAACAAUAACAACAGAGAGUCUGAGAAAUUAAUACGCCAAUCGGAUUAGAAACCCCCUUCGCCAGCGUGCGUUGUCCAGCUCCAGCAGUCCCAGUCAGUCGGUGGGGGGUUCGAGUCGAGCUGAGGACCCACUGAGCCAAGAUGCCGGCGAAAGCGGAAAGAUGAAGCCGAGCCAUUGCCGUUUGCCAAGAUUGGAAUUGUGUUUGGCAAACUCGACGAAAGCCGCCAGGACGACGACUACGGCAAAGCCGGCCAACAUUCCAACUCCGACCGACGACGACGGCAGCAUGGCAGAAGAAACAAAGGAUUUAACGUCGAUGAUGGUGCCAACGUUCGUGCUGAAAUGACCUACCGCGGAUGGAAUGAGAGAAUGAGUGCUUGGUGCGGAUCCUUCCAGUUACUACUGCUAGUGUGAAAAAUGGUCUAACGUGCUUGCCGCGUUAAUGAAGUGGAUUUAUUCGAAAACGAGGAAAAAAUGUUUCUACGAAGAAACACCUAACGUGAGAAAAUAUAUCGGAAGUGAAUCGUUGCCUUCAUCCGUAUUAUAGUGAAUUGGGAAAUCACACUAAGUAUCGAAUGCGACUCUAGUUUAAGUCCCGUAGUGCAGAAAAUCCAAGUUUCAAUACAAUCAUUUCGCUACUCCCACUUACUCAGUCGAAUACAUCCUUCAAUAGCUGCAAAUAGAAAAUUACUAGCAAUAAUAGCCACAACGAAAAAAGCACUUAAGCUGCAUACCAAAAAAAAUAAAUUAAAAGAUAAAAGUUAGUAGCAGUCUCCUUCCUAGUGAAAUUUAUCUAGCCUCGUAUCGUUCUUCAAGAUUACUAGCCUUUCGAAAUAUUAUCAACGAUUAGAGUAGAGUGCGCCAGCGAAAGUGAGCGUGAUAACUAGUGUUAUAGUGAUUAAUAGAUCCAGCUAUAAUAAUUCCAACGCCGGAAGGAGUAGUGGAAAAAGGAAGUGCAAUACAGCAGUAAGAGUUACCCAGAGAAGAAGAAAAAGAAGAAGCGAAAAUGCCUGUCAGAAGAGGACACGUCGCUCCCAAGACGACCCUUAUAGAAACGAUAAUCAGGAAAUUUGAUACGCAUAACCGUAGCUUUCUGGUGGCCAAUGCGCAGCCGGAAUCGUGCCACAUCAUCUUCUGCUCGGAUGGCUUCUGCAAGAUGACCGGUUUCACGCGGGCCGAGGUUAUGCAGCGGUCCGCGUGUACCGAAUUCCUGCAGGGUCAGAUGACCUCCCAGGCGGUGGUGCAGUCGAUCAAGGAAGCCCUGCGGAAGGGCGAGGAGAAACACUUCGAGAUACUGUACUACCGGAAGAAUGGUUCAAAAUUCCUCUGCUCGGAGGUGAUCGCCCCGAUCCGGUCCGAGGUGGACGACAUCUCGCUGUUCAUCAUCAACUUCGAGGACCUAACGAACCCGACCAGUCCGGAGCCCAUCGAGCCGAAGUCUCACCAUCGCAGUUUUCUUUCAGUGGACCGGGCCAGGGCAAGCUUUCGACAAUCGUUCCGCAUCGGACACAUUGCCCUGCGCGAUCGCGGUCUCCGGUUGGCCGGUUACCUCACGCCCCCGUCCGAUGCCACCCAGGAGGAGGAGGAGAUCGGCAUCAAUAAGAGUGCGAUCGAGAGGUAUAAUUUUAUGGGGUUUUGCAGUGACAGGGUUAGCCAAACGACGGUGCUCAAGGUGGAGACGAACAUCUGGGCGCCGAUGUCGACGCCCGCCCUGACGCGGACCAAGGAGCUGGAGGCACUGCAGGCCGAUGUCGAUACGCUCAGUGGACCAGGAGAAAUUGUGAUAACUACCCCGGAGGUGGCCAAAGCGGAAGUGAUCCCAAUCGAGCUUCCGACGCCAAUCGUCGAUUCCAAACCAGAGUUUCAGCAAACCAAAAGUUUAGACUUUGAGAUACAAUCAAAACAUCCCGAACACACUAAACUAAUGCAGUCUUAUGAAAGUACGUACGCAAAAAAUUGUCGAGGGUUGAUAGAAAAGCGUGCUCAUACGAUAGACGAUUUUAUGCGAGAGUUCGGCGGAACGCCAACAGCAGUGUGUGCGUGUGCGAAAGCUCGCUUUGCUGCCCGACGAGCUUUCUGCCUGGCUACUACCACUACCUAUCUGCAUACUUCCCUUGUACAGACAAGUUUGUACGAUUGUUUGCGAUCAGUAGAAAAUGUCAAGACCCCUCCCGGUGGUGAUGGUCAUGAUCAUCAUCGCGAUGGUCGCGAAAACCCCACGCCGCCGCAAGGACCCACGGGAUACCACGCGCGACAGUAUUUUCCGUACGUUUCGUCCGAGAGCGACCUCCAACGCUACAAAGCAGUACCAUUAAAGCAGAACUCGAGCCACGAGCCGCGAACCAGUUCAUCACUUUCUAAUGUGCCUUCAGACUCUACUAAAACUAAGGAUAAUGGAUCAGCGAAAUACUUUCAGGGAACAAGACAAACAAUAAAUAUGGGUGAAAAAGUAGCACAGGUCCUAUCGCUCGGCGCCGAUGUACUACCGGAAUACAAACUACAGAGUCCACGUGUUCACAAAUGGACAAUACUGCACUACUCUCCGUUCAAGGCGGUGUGGGACUGGAUAAUAUUAAUAUUAGUUAUGUAUACAGCAAUAUUUACCCCGUACGUAGCAGCAUUUUUGCUGAACGAACCUGACUUUAAUCAAAGGAAAAAUCGCAAAUAUGCUGAUGACCCAAUUGUGAUAAUUGAUUUAAUAGUUGAUGUAACAUUUGUCAUAGAUAUAUUAAUUAAUUUCCGGACGACGUUCGUCAACGGUCAGGAUGAGGUGGUAUCCCAUCCGGGCCGCAUCGCGGUGCAUUAUCUGAGCGGUUGGUUUCUGAUCGAUUUGGUCGCGGCCAUCCCGUUCGACCUCUUGCUGGUCGGCAGUGAUACAGACGAGCUUGGCUUGGACAAAGAUGAGACAACGACUCUGAUUGGUUUAUUGAAAACGGCACGUCUAUUGCGUCUAGUGCGAGUGGCAAGAAAGAUCGAUCGCUAUUCGGAAUAUGGCGCUGCUGUUUUAGUAUUACUGAUGGCUACCUUUGCACUAAUCGCUCACUGGCUGGCUUGUAUUUGGUACGCGAUAGGCAACGCCGAACGGCCGUUCAUGAAGAACAAAGUAGGCUGGCUGGACGCGUUGGCCGAGGCCACCCAGGAGUAUUACUACGCCAACAACACCGGUGGAGGUCCGUCGAUAAAGUCACGAUACGUGACGGCGCUGUACUUCACCUUUACCUCGCUGACGUCGGUGGGUUUCGGGAACGUGGCUCCCAAUACGGACGCCGAGAAGAUUUUCACGAUAUGCGUCAUGUUGGUUGGAUCCCUCAUGUACGCCAGCAUCUUCGGUAACGUUUCUGCCAUCAUCCAACGGUUAUACUCCGGCACGGCACGAUAUCACACACAGAUGUUGCGUGUCCGCGAGUUCAUUCGGUUUCAUCAGAUUCCCAACCCACUGAGGCAACGGCUGGAGGAGUACUUUCAGCACGCGUGGACCUACACCAACGGCAUCGAUAUGAACUCGGUGCUGAAAGGGUUUCCCGAGUGCCUGCAGGCCGACAUCUGCUUGCAUCUCAACCGGAACCUGCUCAACAAUUGCUCUGCCUUCGAAGCGGCCAGCCCCGGCUGUCUGAGAGCACUAUCGUUAAAGUUUAAAACCACACACGCCCCUCCCGGCGACACCCUGGUGCACAAGGGAGACGUCCUCACGUACCUAUACUUUAUAGCACGUGGCUCGAUAGAGAUACUGAAAGACGACGUAGUCAUGGCGAUAUUAGGCAAGGAUGAUAUUUUCGGCGAAAAUCCCUGCAUCCACACGACGCUGGGAAAAUCAAACAGUAACGUUAAAGCACUAACUUAUUGUGAUCUACAUAAGAUUCAUAGAGAUGACUUAUUAGACGUGUUAGAUUUAUUUCCGGAAUUUUAUGAUAGUUUUGUAAAUAGUUUGGAAAUUACGUAUAAUAUGAGAGAUGAGGAGCAAGCGGGAAUAGAGUUAAGGCAUCGACAUAUGCGACUCGGGUCACAGGAUAGAGAUAGCGAUACACGAUCCUAUGUUAGGAGGAUAAACACGGUGCAUCAUCAUAGACCGAGUCAGACCAAAUGUGAUAUUCCAAAUGAUAGAAGUUCGGGACAAAUAAGCACUAACUUCGAUGACGAUCGAAAGUUUUCUAUAUCAGGAAUGAUGUCUCAUAUAAAGAGAAGCAUACCAGAUCUUAGAUCGAACAGACAUCAACCAUUGACCAGUACUUGUGCAUCACCAAACGAGAGCCCCAAGAGCUCGCACAAGCACAGUCCGCCCAGUGAUCACCAGUCGCCGAAGGGGAUUGCACCGGAUACCGUGACGCUCAGUGCCAUCAGCCAGAGGGGGUGCAUCUGCGUCGGCAGCGGCAAAGGGGAGGGACCCCUGGUGGGUCGACCCACCAGUAGCGGGGGGCCUGUGGAUCUCAAGUGCAGCCCGGACGUCGAGGAUGUGUUCCACCAUACCGCACCAAUCAGCAGCACCACCGGCGGCAGGGACGCCAGUGACCACCACAUUCACCAUCACCAUCAAGCGCAGCAACCGCAACAGCAGCCGCAUCAGCAGCAGCAGCAGCAACAUCACCAGCUGCACCAUGAUAAUCUAGGAUCACUAACAAAUCAAUUAUCUGAUUUAACGAUAAGACUAGACAACUUAGAAGGUAGCCUAAGGAAAGAUAUCAGAACGAUUUUAGACAUCCUGCACCAGCAGCAGCAGAUGCAGCUGCAGUUUCACCACCAACAGCUGCACCACCAGCAGCAACAGAUGCAGCAGUCCGGCAAGACUGCGAUGUCAUCGUACCAACCGUCCGAGAGUGAUUUCUCCUUCGACAUGUGCACCGCCGCCGGGGACGCCACCAGCGGCGGCGGCGGUGGCGGUAUGGCGAAGCACGGAGGAGGCCCAUCGGCCCAGCAGCGGACCAACGUGCAGCGGUCCGUCUCGCAGCCCGAAUGUGCCGCCGAGAAAAGCCUUUUCAAGUGCUCAAAGUUUUCCUCAUUUAAUCAACCAAUGGACGACACUCCAGAGGGUCACAAUUGGAACAUUUUCGCUCCAAUCGCCAAGCUCGAAUCCUUGGAUGAAAUUGAUCAGGAUAGUAAACAUUCCCUCAGUCAGGACAAGCCUCAAUAACGCAUGCUUCGGGAUGGACGCGAGUAAAUCGAGUUAGCCGAGCCGCCGCGGAGAUAGUCUAGCUAAACCAAAAAAAACCUACAAACACACAAUCACGUACUUUAGCUUCUCCUCUAGCCGAAAAAAAUCGAACAAAAACACUCCGAUAAUAUUUAAUGUACAUAUUGCUUGAAAAUUAUUUCAGAUGUUCAUCUUUGAUUAUAUCGAUCGAUUCCGAAAAAAAAACAGAAAAGCAAAACAUUUUUUCAUAUAAAUACUGAGCAUAAUUUAUAUGAAAAGGUAUCAUCAGCAGAUUUUUACGGUGAGCAACGCGAGAAAAGCAAAUAUUAACAAAAAACGAAAACAAAAAUCAACCAAAAAAAGUGCAACAACCACAAACAAACAAAACACGCAUAGAUGAAACGCAGUGAUGAGCUCCAAGGUGCGAGUGACAAAACGAACGAAACCAAAAUGCAAGCGAAAUGGAAUGCUCCAUUUUUAGUUGUUAUCCAAUCGUUAUAAGAAUCGAUGCUGAGAGUAAAAUAAAUGCAUUAAGCAAACAAGAAUCUCACCAACGUUUAGGAAUUAUUACAAUUUAGUACAUUCAAUUCGAAGAUGAUUUCGUCAUUUUCUUAGAUGCAAUUCUCCACGCCAAUUCUUCUUCAUAGGUGGCAUUUUGUUAUAGUAACAAAAGUAAUUACUCAAAAUGAGCUACAAUUCUUAAAAAGGACAAAAAAAAUCUGUAAGCGAUAAGUUAGUCAAAAAUUUGUUUUAGCAGUUGAGCAGUAUCAUUACCAUUAAUUUUUCCAAAGGAGUUAAUUCAAGGGAAAAGACAUUAGUGAAUGAAAACUAAAAUUCUAGAAAGGUUAUGAUAAAGUGAUAAAAAGCGGAAAAUGACAAAAAUGCAAAACCACAAAUACAAAACACAAAGAAGUCAGGUGAAGGAUGGUGUGCGCUUCCUAGAAGUGAUCGCACUCUUGUUAAAAUGGUUAAGUUACAAUUGAUGAACUCUCUCACAUACACACACACACAUCAACACACUCACAACACCAACGACAAAUAAAUUCAAGCUCACUCGAUACGAAAGGCAAUACACUCUCACACAUAUACACAAAUACCAGCGUUAUUUCUAUGGUUGGACAAGGACGAGUUUGCUUCGUCCUUGCCGAUGAAAGACUACACAUGUUUUUCCCCAAUCGAAAGCGAAAGUUGUUUUUGCGUUUUUACAUUAAUCCAAAAUAAAUCGAAUCUGUUGACUAUUUACGAUUUGCGUGAACCGCGCGAGAAAAUGCUGGAAAUUUUAAGCUUGAAGCGAACCGAGAAGAGUAAGGCUUACAUUUACACAUUCCACAAACAAACACAGCAAAAAAACGAACUCAACACACAGACACAGCAGUUUCAACAGCAACAACACACAAUAAACCGAGUUAAAAGCAUUGAAAGAACUGAGGACAACAAGAAUUAAAAACUUUAUAGAAAACGUACGGAAAUAUACUUUACGAAAAAAGAA